CCUUCUGCUGAUCACCACCCCCAAUCCAUUAGCACCCAGAUCCUGCAAACAGCGACACAGCCCUGAUGACCGCUCUACAACGGGCCAACGAGGACACACAGCCCGCCCACAGACCCCGCCCAGUCCUCCAGUUGUCCCAACAGUGCAGGAGCGCUUAAGGCACGGGGCACUGAGUUGCCAUCUCUCAGAGACUGAGUUCCUCGGUUUGCCACCACCAUGGCCAGUACCUACACCGGCUGUCGGUCACUUUGGGUCUCCAGAGUUCUCAGGAGUGUGCGGACACAUUGGACCUGGCCCGAGGACAUGGAGAGAAGGCUCUUGUCCUCGAGUGUGCCCAAGGCACCGGCUGCGAUUCCGUGAGGUACUACAAUCAGCUCACAGCCCACGGGUGCUUGGAGACAAGCUGUUCUGUGCAGAGCCAGAGCUGAGCCCAGCUGGGACUGUGCCCUGGGGCAACCCGGAUUCCUCUGGAGGGUCCUAGCAACCCAUACCCAGCCAUGCACUGCCCAGCGGUGUUCCUCCUCCUGGCCAGCGGGGCUGAGGCCUUUCGCAUCUGUGCCUUCAAUGCCCAGCGGCUGACACUUGCCAAGGUGGCUAGGGAGCAUGUGAUGGACACCUUAGUUCAGAUCCUGGCUCGUUGUGACAUCAUGGUGCUGCAAGAGGUGGUAGACUCUUCUGGCAAUGCCAUCCCCCUCCUGCUCCGAGAACUCAAUAGAUUUGAUGGCUCUGGGCCCUACAGCUUCCUGAGCAGCCUCCCGCUGGGGCGCAGCACAUACAUGGAGAAGUAUGUGUAUGUGUACCGGUCACACAAGACGCAGGUCCUGGAUUCCUACGUGUACAAUGACAAGGAUGACCUCUUUGCCCGGGAGCCCUUUGUGGCCCAGUUCACUUUCCCCAGCAAGGUCCUUCCCAGCCUGGUGUUGGUCCCACUGCACACCACUCCAAAGGCCGUAGAGAAGGAGCUGAACGCCCUGUACGAUGUGUUUCUGGAUGUUUCUGAGCACUGGCAGAGCAAGGAUGUGAUCCUGCUCGGAGACUUCAAUGCUGACUGUGUUUCGCUGACCAAAAAGCGCCUAGACAAGCUGGCGCUGCGGACUCAGGCAGGCUUCCUUUGGGCAAUUCCCGACGGGGAGGACACCACUGUGCGGGCCAGCACCCACUGCACCUAUGAUCGCAUAGUGCUGCACGGGGAGCGCUGCCAGAGCCUGCUGCUUGCCUCGGCCACCUUCGACUUCCCUAGGAGGUUCCAGCUCACAGAGGAGGAGGCCCUCAACAUCAGUGACCACUACCCUGUGGAGGUGGAGCUGAGCUGGUCAGUUCGCAGGACUGAGCCCCUCAGCCUGGCCACACUGUUACUGUUGUCAAUGCUGCUGCCACUCCUGCCGCCCAGCCUGGGCCUGGUGGUGUGAACCAGCCUGCUGCCUGCUGCCUGCAGAUGGGAUGAAUAUGCUGCCUUCAGACCUCAAACCCUGGCCUCCCUGUCCAUCCUGCCCUGGGGCCAAAGUGACUCCUGAGGGCUUUCAACUGCAGCCCUCCAUCUGUGUGGCCUUGAUCCAUCGGACUGAAUCCCUCCUCUGCCUUUGCUUUGCUUUGGCUUGUUUUUUGGUUGGGCCUGUGGGUGGCAUUAGAAUGUAGAAGAGGAAGACCUCCCUGAGGCUGGACCUGUCUGUACCACUCUUGCCCCAGGUAGUGUCAGGAAUGAGGCCUAAGCAGGCUCGAGGGACAGGGGAGGGAUGUUUGGGAGGUUAUCUUGACUAAACUCUUGCGGGGCUCAGAAAAGGAAAGUGCAACAGAUCAAAGUAUUUUACUAUAUGACUCAAAAGGAAGCUUACAUCCACACUGACAACAAAAAGCUAGGCUGGAGGGUUAUCACAUAUGUGUAGCAGAUAUGCCAAAGGACCAUCUUUAUUAUGCACAGGAUUCAUAUGAAUUAAAAUAUUAAGACACCAGUAGAUACAAGGAUGGAGAUGAGUUUACACACAUAGUAGCUCAGUGAACAAAAGGAAACGUUUAAGCUCAUUGUAAUCCAAUGAAUGAAAAUAGCUGCCAACAGCCCUUAUGCCUUCAGUCAAGCCCAUGUUCACAACCACUGGGCAGCCCCUACCCCUCUGGCCCUGCAGCUGUUGGUCCCCAUAGGCCUGUGUGUAGGGCCAGCCACAAGAGGCUGGCUACCAAGGCUGGAAGUGCACACAACACUUAUCUUGUAACUGUAGCACCUUUUGUUUGAAUACAUAGUUUGGUCUUGCAGGGAAAGGGGCUACAUGGUAUCAAGGGACCCUUCCUUGCCCAGCUCCUCUUGAAGACAACAGAGCUCAAUAAAAAGUAUCUAGUGGGAUGUCAGGGCAAAUUAGUCAUACUUUAAAACCAUCUUUGAGGUUAAAAAUAAAGGUAAUUUUGAAUUUUACAA
Molecule: messenger RNA, 2407 nt
Organism: Manis pentadactyla (Chinese pangolin)
Lineage: Eukaryota; Metazoa; Chordata; Mammalia; Pholidota; Manidae
Gene: DNASE1L1
Product: deoxyribonuclease 1 like 1
Exons: 9
Coding region: 498-1409 (303 amino acids)
Biological process (GO): DNA catabolic process
Cellular component (GO): nucleus
Molecular function (GO): DNA nuclease activity
Source: RefSeq, a predicted model, not a curated record